Messenger RNA from Trichoderma reesei QM6a, 477 nucleotides. RefSeq lists its product as uncharacterized. The coding region runs from base 1 to 477 and encodes 158 amino acids. Gene Ontology annotation, biological process: mitochondrial respiratory chain complex II assembly. The transcript has a single exon. Lineage: Eukaryota; Fungi; Ascomycota; Sordariomycetes; Hypocreales; Hypocreaceae. The record is from RefSeq and is a predicted model, not a curated record. Gene Ontology annotation, cellular component: mitochondrion.
AUGCCUCCCUUCCGCCCCCUCGUCCUCCGCCCUCUCUCCUCAACCAUCAACUCCUCCUCCUCCUCCUCCUCCUCCAUCAUCAUCCGCACCACCACCCUCCGCUCCUCAUCAACAUUCUCCUCCCGCCCCUCGCCCCCCAAACUCCCCGCCGCCCAACAAGCCGAAUUCGAACGCCUCCAGCGCGCAGCCGCCGUAUCCUCCGCCUUUCAAGAAACCCAGCAGUCCUCUCCUCCAGCCACCGAAGCCCUCCGCCACACAUCCUCCCCAUCUUCAUCUUCUUCCUCCACCAUAAACACUGCUGCAAAGGACAAGGGCGAUGGAACGACGCUGAAUCAGGGCCUGUUUCGAGGCGCGAAACCCGAGUUUGAGGGCAAUGUCAAUCCCAAGACGGGAGAGGUCGGGGGGCCGAAGAAUGAGCCUUUGCGGUGGGGUGGGAAUGGGGAUUGGAGCUAUAAUGGGCGGGUGACGGAUUUCUGA